CCACACUUGUUUAACUCCACACACCCAAAAACAACGCAGACACAUACCAUCACCAUGUUGGGGUGUUUGUAUGUCUUUGUUAUCUCUGUUGUCAUCUUCAGCUCUGUUUCCUCAGAGGCUCAAAUGGUUCCAGCUGUUUAUGUGUUUGGAGACUCACUUGUAGAUGUAGGCAACAACAAUUACUUGACUCUUUCUAUUGCCAAGGCGAAUCAUCGUCACUAUGGUGUUGAUUUCCCUAACCAGAAACCAACUGGGAGAUUUAGCAACGGCAAAAAUGCUGCGGAUUUUAUUGCUGAGAAAUUGGGCCUGCCAACUUCGCCACCUUAUCUGUCCCUAGUAUCAAAGGCCAACAAAAACAGCAACACAUCAUCCUUCAUGGAUGGUGUUAGCUUUGCCUCUGCAGGUGCUGGAAUAUUUGAUGGCACAGAUGAACACUAUAGACAAUCAAUACCGUUAACAAAACAAGUGGAUUACUACACACUUGUGCAUGAGCAAAUGACACGAGAAGUGGGAACACCUGCUCUGCAGAAGCAUCUCUCAAGGUCAAUCUUCGCGGUGGUGAUUGGCAGCAACGACAUCUUUGGAUACUCUGGCUCAUCGGAUCUUCGCAAGAAAAACACCCCACAGCAGUAUGUGGAUUCCAUGGCUUUCUCACUCAAAGUGCAGCUACAGCGAUUAUAUGAUUAUGGAGCACGUAAAUUUGAGAUUACUGGAGUUGGGGCACUUGGAUGCUGCCCUACAUUUAGGGUCAAGAACAACACAGAGUGUGUUACAGAAGUCAAUUACUGGUCAGUAAAAUAUAACCAAGGCCUUCAAUCCAUGUUAAAGGAAUGGCAAUCGGAGAACGGAGGCAUAAUCUACUCUUACUUUGACACCUACACUGUCAUCAACGACCUCAUUCAGAAUCCGGCUUCCUAUGGAUUUGCAGACGUGAAAGAAGCAUGUUGUGGACUAGGGGAGCUGAAUGCUAAGGCUCCUUGUGUGCCGGUGUCAAAACUUUGUCCUAAUAGACAAGACCACAUAUUCUGGGAUCAAUUCCAUCCUACUGAGGCAGCUUCACGUAGUUUUGUUGAGAGAAUUUUCGAUGGUUCUUCAAGUUACACAUCCCCUAUCAAUAUGAGACAGCUCGUAGCAGCAUGAAGUUCAUAUGACAUUUUCUGUGGAACUCAUCAUCAAACGCAAAAUGUGAACAAUAGAAACUAAAACAGUUGAACUAGAUUUGUCAACCAAGUACUAGAGAAGUGACCUCCGGUUAGCCAGAUGUAUUAUUUUCAUUACAGAGUAUGGUAUACUGAAAUUAAAGGUAUAAAGGGGAUGAAGGUGUUCCCAUGACAAAAUGCAUUCAUGCAAGUGUUUUACGA
Molecule: messenger RNA, 1361 nt
Organism: Lotus japonicus
Lineage: Eukaryota; Viridiplantae; Streptophyta; Magnoliopsida; Fabales; Fabaceae
Product: GDSL esterase/lipase At5g55050
Exons: 5
Coding region: 55-1140 (361 amino acids)
Molecular function (GO): hydrolase activity, acting on ester bonds
Source: RefSeq, a predicted model, not a curated record